Molecule: messenger RNA, 9399 nt
Organism: Paecilomyces variotii
Lineage: Eukaryota; Fungi; Ascomycota; Eurotiomycetes; Eurotiales; Thermoascaceae
Product: mitochondrial protein from FMP27-domain-containing protein
Exons: 4
Coding region: 215-8974 (2919 amino acids)
Source: RefSeq, a predicted model, not a curated record
CGCAUCCGGGCGCGCAAGCCAGAGCCAACUGAACCCUGAGCCACCGGCGGCAGCAUCGCGAUUACGGCUUGUCCGGCUCAUGCGGUCGAUGCAGCCAUAACAACAGACUUUAUAUCAAUUGCAGCGGGGGAUCGAGGCGGUUGCUAUCGUUUAGAUGCUUUGAACGGCAUCUGGCCGUGAAGCGGAGUGAACCGGUCGUGGCCACGCAGGCAAGAUGACUUUCUUCAGCCCGACGACGCUGGUGGUCGGCUUCCUGCUCCUUUACCUAGCCUCCUUCAUACUAUUGGCCAUUAUACGCAUCGGGACUGGCAUUUCGAUUCAGAGAGUUGGCUAUUUCUCCCUCCGACGCAUCGCAUACGCCCCGAGGGAGGGGAUACAGCUGGAAAUCCGCGGGCUCGGGUUGUCACUCCACCGUCCCUCCUUUGCUAAGCCGACAUGGGUCAGCCUCCGGAUAACGGACUUGAAGGUAACUUGUGACACGAAGGCGCUGGAAAGGAGUAAACAUGCAGCGCAUCAGCGAGACGGAUCGAUAUCCUCGGAUCACUCGUCGGACGAGACAGAUGUCAAGGACACGGGAUCCGGCCGCAGUUCGCCUUCAAGGUCGCGGAGUAAGACGUGGAAGACAUUGACCAAGGUGAAGGAGCGGAUCAAACGGGUCCACAGACAGAUACAUUGGUUGAAGAUGGUCGAUGUCGUGGCAGCGAACACCACGAUCCACUUUACGGAGGCCGGUUAUAUUCAGGUUGGCUAUCUCACGAUGGCUGUGGAUACCAGGCGCAAGAUGGUGGAUAGAGGGAAACUCUUUCGACACAAGAAGGAUCCAUCUGGGGAGCAGAGCCCUGCGGAAUGGAUGCUGAAUGUGCGGAAUAUCCUGCUGGCCGUCGACGGCCACGAUCCGAUGGAAUUGGUGGAUAAUAUAGGGAUCAACAUACACGGACUUCUCUACAAGGAUCUCGAGGGUCUGAGGGACACAUCGGUUGCAAUCAAAAUUGGAAGAUUGCACGUUCCUUAUGACGACCUCAUGACAUUGUCGAAAAAGGUGAAGCAGUCCAAUUCCAACGUAUCGAAGGGCGACUCCCCCGAAUUGGACGGUAAAAUAUCUUUCGCCGAUUUUGUCGAAGAGUUGGACAGGCCAGGAACUCAGGAGGAUGCUAUUGUCCAGACGGUAGCCGACUGCAAGGAAUUCGCCAGCUCUCUGUUACGUGGUAUACAAGAGUUCCAGAUAGCACUGAGCUUUUUCAGGGCGUCGAGACGAAUCCAGCCUGCCGUGGAGGAUCAAAAGUCCAUGUACCUCAAUGUUGUUACGCACGAGAUUGGUGUGGACCUGCACCGAAUGGAUCCGGAGACCCCAGCACAUCGGAUGUACUUCCAACGGAAUGAUGUUGCUCACCAAGCCCUGCUAGCCGCGAUCUCCCUGUCUGUCAGUCUGGAUGACAGCUCUGGCGAAACGGAUAAGAUCUUGUAUGUUCCAAUGGCUACCACGACAAUCAAAACUACACUACCUUCCAAGACCGUGAGUUUGGCCAAUGAGAGUGAUCCGGAGGAACGCAAUACCAAUGUUCUUUUCGCCAACCUUGUGGUGACAUCGCCCUCUGUCGAUUUGGAGCCGCAACAUUGUUCUCGAUUACUCGAUCUAGCGCAGACACGGGCAUCGUCUCGAAGGAAAAGGAAUAAUAAUAAUAAUAAUAACCAUCGACUGAUUUCGCGCCUGCUACCUAAACUGAGCAUCAAGUUGUCGAUCCAUGAACCCGUUCUUCGAUUCGUCCUACCCAUCACAGAAACUGCAGGAUCCGCACCCUGUGACUACAACCUCCUCAUAUCUUCGAUAUCUUCAAUGUCUAUGGAUAUCGAGUCGUCUCACUCGACAGAGGGCGGACUCCAUUAUUCCUUGUCAUCCAUAUACAGAAUCACCUCCCAUCAGUUCUAUUACCAGACCCCCGCCGGAGUGAAGCAUAACAUCUUGACUACGGAGAACAUGGAAAUCAAAGUCCUGCUCAAUGCCUCUCCCGAAGUUUGCGUUAUCGCUUCAGGAAACAUGAACUGCUUCUCGGUUCAUAUGGUUAAUGAUGAAGUUAAUCGUGGGAUUCGCCAGGUCAUCGAACAAUUCCAGACCCAUGUGCAGCCGAAGAAGACGAUGCCCGGUGAUGAAAAUAAACCAAGUGUGUUAAGGAGGAUACCACCGUGGCUUUUGAGAUUCCAAUUUGAGGCUACCGGAUCGAGCUUUGAGGUCGCCGGCUUUGACUCCAGUGUCUCUGAGAUAAAUCGUGGCAUCGCACUGCAGCUGCAGUCCUGGACUGCGGAUUAUAGAGCUCAGAAACUUGAGCCGAAUAGGACGCUCCCCAGACGAAGGACGUCUACUCACUCUACUGUUGGGGACGAGGCGUCUUUCCUCUUCCCUCCCACAUCACCGCCUAGAAGUUCCCGUCAGGGACAAGCUGACGGCAGACGGUUGGCAUUCCAUGUGCGAGGCCUCGAAGGGUUUGCGAUAGAAUCGGAGGACUAUAUAGAACCGGAUCCAUUCUUUUCAAUGCCUCGAUUUGAAGUCGCUCUCAGCACUCACAGCGACCCUCAUGGUCCUAUAUCGCACAUCAAUUCCGUGAUCAAAGGGGUCUAUCUUGAGUACUCGCUCUACCGAUAUUAUUGCCUCGGGGUUGCAGGAUACGUGCUACGGGACACUUUCAUGCGUCCUGCGCAACAGGGUGCAGCACCUACAGGCGAUUAUCGGCUUCAUGAUUAUACUCCGAAGAGUUCGGCCCAAAUCCCGCUGUCGCCUUCAGCCAAAAGAGAGCUCGUCACUGUUGAUGUCAGAGCGACUCUCAUACAAGUUAAGGCUUCAUUGCCUUCUGAUCCUCCCAUGAUGGUGCAGAUAUACGGCUUCACAGCUGGUCGUCACCGCUGGACGGCUCCCUUCACAAGAUGUCAACUGAUUCGCCUUCAUGCGGAAGCUCCUAAACUGAAAGGAGUUUGGGCGAGAAUUGUCAGUAUGAACAAUGUGAGGCUCGAUCUACGUGAGAUCCGCCGAAAGCAGGGCGAUAUUAUGCGUGAAGAACGCUCCAUCGACCUGUAUACGGAUUUCAUUCGGAUAGGUGUCCCUCAUCACAUGAUUAUGCACCGCAUCUUCGACAAUUGCGUCAACGCCAUGAAAGCAAUGAAACAGCUGAACCAUCGCUUUAAAACUGGUUCGACCGAAUACGUUCUGGGAAAGGAGCCCGAACCUCCGAAAAAGGUCCCUAAAAUCUCCGUUCGGAGCAAAGCGUUAUUAUUUGAAUUAGAAGAUGACGCCUUCGAAUGGAAAUUGGGAACGAUAUAUCGAGCUGGGCUCAUGGAGCAGAGGCAGCGUAUCGCUCGUGAAGAUGCUUACCAUCUGAAGCUGAAGAGAGUGGCAGAGUCCGACCGCCGUGCUUCGUCCCGCCUGCGAACUCGGUCUAACUACGCAAAAAGCACCCAGGAGCGCACCAGCGAAGACAGCAAGAGGAGUAAGAGUGAAGAUAGACGACCCAGGAGGUCUUCUUCUGAAGAUCGGGGCAGGAGGGGGAGGAAAUAUCGCUAUGAUACCGAGGGCACCAGUUGCCUGAGCUCCUCCGCGCAGAUAGCGGCUGAUGAAGCAUGGUACAAACUACAAGAGCAUAAUGCCCGUACCUGGAAACUCAAAAUCGACUCUGCUUUGAAGUUCCAGGAUACUUCGAUGAGGGAGAUCCGGAAUCUGUUCUCUGGCGCGGAUGAACCGCCCGAAGAGGCGGACGACAACGAGGUCAUUUUGGCCAUUCCCAAUAGACCGGGGCUUAUGUCCGCGCUCAUCAGCGACGUGAAUCUUGUGAUUGACAAACCAACGUUUCCUCUCACCGAAUACGCCCAAUUUCUUCACAAGAUAGGGAAAGGCAUGCCGACGGACAUGAAGUAUUCCCUGCUGAUUCCAAUGGGUAUCCGGUUAGACAUGGGUGAGGCUCGAGUCAGCUUAAGAGACUACCCGCUCGAUCUUUUGCAUAUCCCAGCGCUGCGCCCUGGGCAGUCGCCUCGACUACCAAGUUGGUCUCUGAAAACCAAUCUCGUUAUCGCUGAAGAAUUCCGCGACGAGCAAUCCGCAAGGCACGUGCAGGUAGAGAUCGUGCCUGCGAGCACCAUGCCUGAUGGUUCCACAAAUCCUGCCUUUUGUCUCGACGUGCGGCGAACGGUCUCACCGGUCAAGACGUACUCAGAGCCAAUAUUUGAGAUUAACACGAGUCUUCCCACGAGCAUUUCCUGGGGUAUGUCAUAUCAACCUGUGAUACAGGACAUGAUGAAGAUCAUUGAGGGCUUCACCAAGCCCGAGAUCGAUCCUUCGGAUCGAGUUGGAUUUUGGGACAAGAUCCGAAUGAGCUUCCACUCAGCUAUCAGUGUGGUAUGGAAGGGCGAUGGCGACGUUCAUUUCAGGCUGAAAGGAUCCCGUGAUCCAUAUGUCGUCACAGGUUUCGGUGCUGGAUUUGUGAUGUGCUGGCGAAAGGAUGUGCAAUGGAACAUCCACCAGACCGAUGACCCACGGGAGUUUAUGAGUGUCACUAGCGGAGAAUACGUGCUCGCAGUUCCGGAUUACAGCCACGAAGCACGUAGCUCCUUGGAAUCUCCAAUGGACGACGGCGAUAGUGAGUCGUCUUCUACUGAUGUGAAAAAUACCGCUUUCUUCAAAAAGGUCGUUAUGAAGCUGUCAGGAAACGUUCGAUGGCUGGCAGGGUUAGUUUUUGAGCGCGAUCUGGAUAAUGGUGUCCGAUCGUUCCAGUUCAAGCCUCAUUACGAGGUUGUCCUCCGCAAUCCGAUAUACGUACCGGAAUCGGAUCGACAGGACUAUGAUGCGUAUAAGGGCUUCCGAAGCAACCAUAUUCACUUGUCAAUCGCUGUCGAGGCCCCGAAUACAAGAGAAUGGGUUGUUGGAUCCCCUGAGUCAUCGACGAGUUAUAACACGGUUCAUUUGACUCCACGGUUUUUCACGCACUUCUUCAAUUGGUGGUCACUCUUCUCUGGAGUCAUGUCCCUGCCUGUUCGUCAAGGUCCUCUUUGGCCCGGAAUCACCAAGACAAGCAAGAAGUUUAGUCGACACCUCGCCACAGUGAAGUACAAGCUUCUUUUCGCUCCGUUGUUUGUGGCUCACAUCUACAAACAUAAAGACCAAGAGGAUUACAGCGAAGAUGUGGUGACUGCGACGGGCAUAAAGGUUCGCCUUGAUAGCUUCAGACUCGACGUGCACCAGAGGCGUGAGCAGAUCAGAACGAUGAUGAAAGGGCGCUCGAAGCAGACAAAAGCUAGUGCAAUGCGGAUCAACCAGACCCAACUUGACUUCCUGAGGGCCGAUUUCCGGGCCGUUUCCUCGAGCAUCGAAGGCACAAACCCUGAGGACAUUCAAAAGAACACCGACGAUGUCAUCUCCACUUUCCAGCAGCCUGUCGCGUCGAUAGAUCUAUCUCGUUUCACGAUCCCGGAUCAGAACAUGGAUUGGAUUGAUAUGGAUGACUUUGUUGAGCUGGACUGGAUUCUGCCCCAAGAGUCCAACCCUCGGACGCAAAUCUUGCCCCUUGCAUUCGCACCCCGAUUCACAUAUCUGCGCCAAACAGACCACGGGCAGGCCGAUUCCGAACAGACUGGAUUCAGUCCUUUUGGAGACGAGCCGACGCAUGAGUGUGUCAUUUCGCAAGACAAUGACCCACGACGUGUGCAAAUGGAGCUAGUCAAAGAACGCUUAGCUGUCCUUGAAAGGCAAUCUGCCAAGUUUGACCAGACUCUUCGCGAACAGGAAGAGGAACUGCGUGAGCACCUGGAUGAUCCCGAGGUCAGAGCCAAGCGCGAUCUUCUUAUCAGGCAGGCUGAAUCACUGGCCCGGAGACGCAAAUUCCUAGGCGGUGGUCUUCGUCGUCUCGAGAGGCAAUUGACCGGUCAAGAUUCAGUUUCAGACUUCGAGUUUGGAAGCCAGAAUCGUGAAAAUCCGUCAUUUAGGACCGGGGAGAACUCCGAGUCAAUGGGCAAUGGGGACGAUCCCGAAAUUGCGGGCCUCUACUCUUCUCCCAACGACGAUUUGGCCACUGAUUUCAACAACCGUUUUAUAAUCCAUAAUAUCCAGCUCAAAUGGAACAACUCGCUGAGGAACAUCAUCCUCCGCUAUGGACACCAGGUCAGCCAGAGACGAGGUUUCGUAUAUUACAUGUCGCGAAGGGCCGUCAAGUUUAUUCUUGACAUCGUCGAAGAACAGAACAAGGCCAAGAAGAAGGGUCCAGGAUCAUUCACAGAUACAUCGCCAUCGAUCUAUGAGGACCUAAACAACACAGAGAAAGAUGACGAUGGCAGUGUUGAAGAUCGCAUAGAACAGCUCCUUAAUGAUGCCAAGCGCUAUGUGAACGCCGAUGACAGUGAGACCAGUUCAAGAAAAGAGUCUCGAAAGCGUACAGGAUCGGCAGACUUUAGCGACAAGAUUGCUCCAGAAUUCACGGCGCAGAAUAGCUAUCACUUGCGCCUUAUAGCUCCUCAGAUCCAGCUUCAAAGUGAAAAGAACCCGAAGUCUGUUGCGCUGAUAGCUGCCAAAGGCAUGCAAUUGAAGGUGGUGUCUAUCAUGGAUAAGCAGCGCGUGGGUGACGAUGUCAGCGGCCUCAUCCAACGCCGUUUCUCUCUUGACAUGGAUGGCGCUCAAUUCUUUGUGGCAACGCAGAAGAAUCUGAUAGCACAUCUGCAAUUCUACGCCGGAAACAAAUACGGGAAUGCUCCUGGCUCUGCAUGGCCACCGUGGAUCACCCUGGAAGCAAUGUUCGACUUUGAGCUCAAUCCCUUCGGUUUCUCAAGAAUCAUCCAGAAAACCUCUGCUAGUCUGCGCUACGACAAGUACAAUAAUCUCCGGCUUAAGUACAAUGAGGAGGUUGGCCAGGAAGGAGGCGAUGAAAUUAACGAUGACAACAGGGAAACUCGAAUGGACCAGAUCCUCGUCGACUUCCCUCGCGUUAGAGCAAUCUGUGAUUCUGCGGAGUAUUACUCCAUGUACAUCAUUGUCCUUGAUUUGUUGCUCUACAGUGAACCGCUGGAGAAAGUGCGGAAUGAGCGCUUGGAGAAGAUCAUGCUUGCAUCCGACUUUAGCGAUCUGAGAGGUGCCCCGGAGAUGGUUAGCAAGCUUCAGGAACGCAUUCGACGUCUCGAGGAGAUCAAAGAACAUUUCCAGGUGCAGGCCAAAUACCUGGACAGGCAAGGCUGGGAAGACCGGAUGACACUGGAGAGAGACCUGACGCACUGCGAAGACGAGCUGUUCUUCAUCAUGAAAGCCAUCACUACCUCGCAGAGGAGAAACGAAGACCGGAGUGGAUCGGGGACGAACGGUCUUCUGCGUUGGAACAUUUCCGCGUCUGAGGUGGUGUGGCAUCUGAUGAAGGAUCCGACCGAGCCUCUGGUCGAAUUCCAGCUGCGGGAUGCGACAUAUGAGCGCACAGACAAUAGCGACGGCUCAAAUCACAAUCUGAUCAAGAUCCAGAGGCUCUACGGUCUGAAUCUGCUGCCCGAUGCACUGUAUCCUCAGAUGAUUGUCCCUUACCUUGACCAGAAUCGGCGUUUGGAAGGACCCGACUCAAAUAUGCUAAAGGUCGAAUGGUAUAUGCUGGAAGCAGUCGCUGGUAUCCCGGUUCUGGAUGACUUCGAGGUCACGCUCUUCCCACUCAAGAUACAAUUAGAAAGAGACACGGGCCAGAAGCUGUUCGAGUACAUCUUCCCUGGGGUAGGUGGUAAUGCAUUUGAGAACGGCGGAUUCUCUCCAUUUAUGAUCCCGAACACGAACCCUCUGGACGACGAUAGCGAGAAUGAGCAAGAGACGCGUGAAUCGUCUCCAACCGAGCAAAGCAAUGACAAUACGUCCGGAGAAGAAUCGCAACACUCGACCGGACCUGGAGCUAUCCAGUUGCGCUUGCAACCGACUCUCUCUUUCCCAGAUCAGAGGAGGCAAGCCCCGCGAUCAAACAGACACAGAGGCCUUAUGAUGACGCCCUUACACAAGGACAGCAACCGCCUAGGGCCCACAGAUGGAGUUGAGGCCGUCAAUCGCCCGUCAACGGGUCACUCAAUGCUCAAGAAGAAGUCCGUGGAUAGCCUACGUAUGUUGGCUCGUCAGCCUACAAAUAAGUCAGCAUCGAACAUUUCCGCUAGCGGUGCCAGUGAAGACAAAGAGAGAGAGAAAGAGAGAGCCAAGAAAUUUACACUUGGUCGAGCGAACAGGAGUAAAUCCAAUGCGGCAGAUGACAUUUCACAGAUGAUGUCUCGUGCCUCAAACUACAUGACACUGGCCCAUGUGAAGAUCAAUGACGUGAUCCUCUGCUUGAGCUACAAGGGCAAAGGAGGACGCAACAUUGAAGACGUCCAUGAUUUCGUUUUCCGUUUGCCUGUCCUGGAGUAUCGCAACAAGACAUGGUCAAACCUCGAUCUGGCUCUACGACUCAAGAAGGAUGUCAUGAGGGCUCUGAUCUCGCACGCACCUGCAAUUCUCGGUAAUAAAUUCUCGCACCAUCGACCUUCCAAACAGCAACAGAAGCGGCUUCGGGAGCUUGCGACUUCGUCCCAGGUUCUGCCGAAUUCGGACAGCGUCAUCAAUCCGCCAUCAGAUGAGCCGCGGAGCAUUGCUAGUCGCGAUUCAACCAGCGAGCUUUCCGAAUCUCCGUCGCGAAAGUCCUUCAAUUCCAAUGCUUCUCCUCUGGCACGUUCUACUUCUCUCGACUCGAGCAUUCAGGGCUCCCAUGACCACAGCAUCCGCGGUUCUCACGAGCCGAACAUUGUGGUAUCUGACUCUCGCUCUGCGAGCGAAGUCGAUGUGGACAGGCACUCCCAGCAUAGUAACAGUUUCAUGCACAACACCCUUACUAGGCAUCUCACUUCGUCGGAGUUUUCGUCCCGCGAAGCCGACGCGGAUGAAGACAACGAUAGUCCUAAGAAAGGCUUCCGCAAUUUCGGCCGAAGGCUCCUGUCCUCGCGGGGCGGCGAUCGAUGAUCCUGAGCACACUCCUCACCGAAUUCCUCUUUGCCAGAUUCCACUGUACGACAUUGCAUAAUCCGAUUCAUAUAUACGACUCGUUAUAGACAGCAUUGCCCGGAGUUCGUCACAUUUUCCCUUUGGAAUCUAUGCUAUACAUAUUCCUUGAAAUACCCCCAGCCUCUGGCGCUUGUGGUGUUUGGCCGGUGCAACGGGAGGCUAAUGCUCUUUUGUCUUUCUCGUCUACUACCCAGAAAUCCUAAUCAUUCGCAAAUGUGUUGUUUUGAGCGACUUCUUUUCUGAAUUCCAGCCAAUGGGAGUCAAUCAUCACCGAUGCCGUACGAAAGGUGUCUUGAUGCCUCAAUACCUCAUCGUUGAUUUCUUGUGUAUUUAUUUUUCCGUUCGUUUCUCAGCGUUGUCUUACAUUUUCGCAUGUUCUUCUA